Molecule: messenger RNA, 1536 nt
Organism: Scomber japonicus (chub mackerel)
Lineage: Eukaryota; Metazoa; Chordata; Actinopteri; Scombriformes; Scombridae
Product: glutathione hydrolase 7-like
Exons: 13
Coding region: 1-1536 (511 amino acids)
Biological process (GO): glutathione catabolic process
Cellular component (GO): plasma membrane
Molecular function (GO): glutathione gamma-glutamate hydrolase
Source: RefSeq, a predicted model, not a curated record
AUGAUAGCUGUAACUCACCUGAUCUGCCACCUCCCGAAAGAGAUCCCUCUGAAACAGCUGGCCUCUGGUAGCUCGGAUUUGUAUGACUUGUACGACAUCAAAGACACAAACAAGGACUCCUCCAGUCAGAACAUGCUAAUAUUUGUUUAUGCUGCAUCUAUCAUCUUUGCCACUGGAGUGACCAUUGCUUUGAUCCUGCAAAUUUACCUGGGGGAAAGUUUGGUCUUCAUAAAAGGUGUGCUGGUGUCAGAUCAUGAACGCUGCACAGCACUCGGCCAAAGAGUCCUUCAUGAUCACGGCUCCAGUGUGGAUGCAGCCAUCGCCGCCACUCUGUGUUUGGGUGUUGUCCAUCCACAUGUGUCAGGUAUUGGUGGAGGUGGGGUGAUGAUGGUUCAUGACAUCCAUAGCAAUAAAACCAGGUUGAUAAAUUUCCUGGGAACUGUACCAACAACACUUAAAGAGGACAUGCUGCAAAAUGGCUCAGAGCUGAAGGCAGGUCUGCAAGUAGGAGUGCCAGGUAUGCUGAGAGGGUUACAUCAAGCUCACAGGCUGUAUGGAAGUUUAUCUUGGAAGAAUGUGGUUACCAGAGCAGCCGAUGUAGCCAGAGAGGGUUUCAAUGUGUCUCACAGUCUUGCUGAGGCAAUAUUGAAAGUAAAAGGUGAGAAGAUAAUGCAACGUUUCAGGACCGUGUUCCUCCCAGAGGGCCGCGCUCUGCGUCCUGGUUCAUUUCUGAGGAUGCCUGGCCUGGCUGGAGUCUUGGAAGCUGGCCUGUUGAACUUCUACAAUGGAAACUUAUCACAAGAGAUGGAGGAUGAGGUGCGAGCCAGCGGAGGGGUGUUGAGCAGAGAGGACAUCACUAACUACAGAGUACAAGUGGAUCAACCAGUGGAGGCUCUGUUUAACGAGUUCAUAAUUAAAUUUCCUCAUACCCCAUCUGUUGGGGCAGUGUUGGUUUCGGCUCUCGGCCUUUUAGAGCGAUUCUUUCUCAGUGAGAAGAAUAACACAGAAAGUCAAACAUACCACCAGACCACUGAGGCUCUGAAAGAAUCUCUGGCUAUGGCAAGGAGUUUGGGUGACUCUAAAUUGAACUCUUCAGUCUGGGAGCUUCUCUUUGAUAUACUGAGUAAGAGUCAUGCUGACGUGCUUCAAAGGAUCAAUCACUCCAAAGCAUCUCUCCCUGAACGCCACUCCUCUGCUGUCACCUCUCUCCAGACUGAGCAUGUGGCUGGACAGGUAGUGGUAAUGGGACCGGAUGACCUUGUGGUGUCAGUGGCCAGCUCUCUGAGCCGACCAUUCGGGAGCAGAAUCAUGACGCAGUCAGGCGUUAUUCUAAACAGCCUCAUCCUUGAUUUCUCCUUGCUGAACAAAACCAGAGGGCAAAUCCAAACCAACCAGAGAAACAGAGUCCAGCCUGGAAAGAGGCCCCUAUCGACUCUCAUGCCCAUAAUAGUGGUGCCAGCCAGGCAAAAAUGUGGGAUCUACAUGGCAGUAAGCGGCUCAGACAGAAACAGUUUGAGCAUGAUUACACAGGUCUGA